Molecule: messenger RNA, 5302 nt
Organism: Xyrauchen texanus (razorback sucker)
Lineage: Eukaryota; Metazoa; Chordata; Actinopteri; Cypriniformes; Catostomidae
Gene: akt3b
Product: v-akt murine thymoma viral oncogene homolog 3b
Exons: 16
Coding region: 490-1929 (479 amino acids)
Biological process (GO): protein phosphorylation
Molecular function (GO): protein serine/threonine kinase activity; ATP binding
Source: RefSeq, a predicted model, not a curated record
AGUGAGAGUGAGAGAUAGAGUGUGUUUUGGUUGUUGAUUUGUGCCCUCUGUGGUUUUAAAUGCAUGUAAUCUGAGAGCCACACCUGACCCAGCCAUCAUGUACUGAAACCCUUGACAAAAACAUAACCAGUGUUGGAUCUGUCUGUCUGUCGCAUCUCUUGUUUUUGUGGAGAUGUUGUUUUGCAGACUGAAUCAGUGCUGAGCAGUCAGACUACACCUGGUCAUUUGCAUCCAAAUAAUGACACAUGCAAAGGUGAAAUCUCUGCCUGAAAACCAAAGGCUGAGUCACCACUGAGGGUCCCAAGAGACAGAGAGAGAGAGUGAAAGUGAAGAGACAUUACAUCACAUAGUGGCAGGAGAAGUGUGUGAGAAAAGAAGACCAGAGUGAAGCGAACGUAAGGGAGAGCAAGAGAAGAGGACAAAACAACAAGCAGGAAGUAGAGCACUGGGCUCACCCCCUGACCCUUGAACUUUGACCUCAGUGCCAACAUGAAUGACCAGAAUGUGGUGAAAGAGGGCUGGGUGCAGAAGAGAGGUGAAUACAUUAAGAACUGGCGACCGCGGUACUUCCUGUUAAAGACGGAUGGAUCAUUUAUUGGAUAUAAAGAGAAGCCACAGGAUGCUGAUCUGGCAUAUCCACUCAACAACUUCUCUGUGGCCAAGUGUCAAUUGAUGAAGACGGAGAGACCGAAGCCCAACACCUUCAUCAUCAGGUGUCUGCAGUGGACCACUGUGAUCGAACGCACCUUCCACGUGGACACGCCCGACGAGAGGGAUGAGUGGGUGGAGGCCAUUCAGAUGGUGGCGGACAAGCUCGCCAAACAGGAAGAGGAAGGAAUUCUGUGUAGCCCCAUAUCCCAGAUCGAAAACGUCAAUGAGGAAGAGAUGGACACGUCAACCAGUCAUCACAAACGAAAGACAAUGAAUGAUUUUGACUAUCUGAAGUUACUGGGCAAAGGCACAUUUGGGAAAGUGAUUCUGGUCAGAGAGAAAGCGAGCGGCACAUAUUACGCAAUGAAGAUCCUGAAAAAGGAGGUUAUUAUUGCUAAGGAUGAAGUGGCUCAUACGCUUACAGAGAGCAGAGUGUUGAAAAACACCAGGCAUCCGUUUUUAACUUCGCUGAAGUACUCGUUUCAGACGAAGGAUCGUUUAUGUUUUGUUAUGGAGUAUGUGAAUGGAGGAGAGUUAUUUUUUCAUUUGUCGAGAGAACGUGUGUUUUCAGAGGAUAGAACCCGUUUCUAUGGUGCCGAGAUUGUCUCUGCAUUAGAUUACUUGCACUCUGCAAAGAUUGUUUACCGUGACUUGAAGCUGGAAAACCUGAUGUUGGAUAAAGACGGUCACAUAAAGAUCACUGAUUUCGGUCUUUGUAAGGAGGGAAUUACAGACGCAGCCACCAUGAAAACAUUCUGUGGGACUCCAGAGUAUCUAGCACCCGAGGUAUUGGAGGACAAUGAUUACGGGAGAGCGGUGGAUUGGUGGGGUCUUGGAGUCGUUAUGUAUGAGAUGAUGUGUGGACGCCUGCCCUUUUACAAUCAGGACCAUGAGAAGCUGUUUGAACUGAUUCUGAUGGAGGAGAUCAAAUUCCCCAGAACCCUCUCUGCUGAUGCCAAGUCUUUACUGUCUGGACUACUCAUAAAAGAUCCCAACAAGAGGCUCGGAGGAGGACCGGAUGAUGCUAAAGAAAUCAUGAGGCACAGUUUCUUCACGGCAGUGGACUGGCAGGACGUCUAUGACAAAAAGCUCGUACCGCCAUUCAUGCCGCAGGUAUCGUCUGAAACUGACACCAGGUAUUUUGACGAGGAGUUCACAGCACAAACCAUCACCAUCACUCCUCCAGAGAAAUAUGAUGAGGACGGGAUGGACUCAGCCGAUAGCGAACGGAGACCACAUUUCCCACAGUUCUCUUAUUCAGCCAGCGGGAGGGAGUGAUGUCAUCAACGACGGAACCUGUGUAGCAAUGCUAGAAAGAGCCUCCCCUCUCUCUACCCCCUCGCAUUCAUUACUGAUAAACAUAGCAAGUUAUUUUUACUGCUUUCUGUUUGUUUGUGGUUUUUUUUGGGGGGGGGUUAUUUCUUGAUGUGGGACUUUAAAAGGGGGUUUUGCACAGUUGGGUGUGUCUUGAGCAAGUUGACCCACAUUUAAAAGUCUUGUUCACUGUCAGCUUGUUUACAGAUCAUGGACAGUGUUUUUCGGUAAAAUGAUCAGUAUUGUUAAUGACGACCUGAUUUUAUUUUUUAUUUUGCACUUGUUUAAGAGCCGUUGUUGGGAACAAACCAAAAAUGUUGCCUUAUGUGUGUGGAUCUCAUCUGUCAGACAGAUGGACAGACAUGUAGUUAGGGUUAUUAGAAGCAGCGCUAGUUCUGUUCCUGUGAGGCUCACAAAUUACAUUUAGUUGAUUUUUAUGUUACACACAUUGUUGGAGGGUUUUGAUCUUUAUCGAUACUUUCGAUAAGAAGUCAAACGUAAAGAUAGAGCGGGAAAGUCUAUCAAAGGACUCUAGUGUUAAUAUUUGGUUUAUUUUUUUUAUGCUUACACUCUGAUAUGAAGGUUUAAGUUACAAAUACACAACUGUACAACAAACUGCCGUUACUGUAAGCUCUCUCAGGCAAUUCAGAGCACAAGAGUGAAUCUCACGAAACCUGGCAAGAGCACGUCCCCGUGUUUCUCCCUAAAUCACUAGAAAGACAUAAUGUCAUUAUUCGAUCACAUUUAUGACAUGAUUUUCAUGAAAAUAAAGCACAUGUUCCCCUCAAAUUCUCAUUACAGUAAUGUGAACAAUACCACAUUCUCAUUACUGUAAUAUGAAACAAAAGUCAUUUAAAUGUAAAAAACUUUGUCAUGGUAGUAUUUGUUGUAAAAUAAUUUAUGCAUUGUGACAUUUUCGUGACAAUUGAGCACAUUUUCCCCCUAAAUUCUCAUUACCGUAAUGUGAAAAAAAUCUCAUUGUCUUUACUGUAAUACGAAUCAAAAAAAGUGUUUAAACAUUGUCGUGGUAGUAUUUGUUGUACAAGAGUUUUUGCAUUGUGACAAUAUUUUCAUAACAAUUAAGCACAUUUCCCCCUAAAUUCUCAUUACCGUAAUGUGAAAAAAUCUCAUUACUGCAAUACGAAACAAAUGUCAACUAAAUGUUUAAUUAUUUAUGUCAAAUAAAUAUUUGUUAUAUAUUUUUUUGCAUUUGAAAUUUUAGAGACAACUGAGCAAAUUUUCAUGACCAUAACGUAAUUUUUUUUAAUUGUCAUUACUGUAACAUUUCAAUUAAUUGUUUGUUUCAUAUUACAAUAAUGAGAAUUUGAGGGAAAGUGUGCCUAAAUGUCAUAAAAAUGUCAAUGCUAAAUGACAAAUACCGUGACAUGAACACUUUAAUAUGAAACAAAAGAGAAUUAAAUUUUUUUUAAGUAUUUAUUUCAUUUGUUGUGCAAGAUUUUUGACAUUGUGACAUUAUUUUCAUGACAAUUGAGCACAUUUUCCCCCUAAUUUCUCAUUACCGUAAUGUGAAAAAAAUCUCAUUGUCUUUACUGUAAUACGAAUCAAAAAAAGUGUUUAAACAUUGUCGUGGUAGUAUUUGUUGUACAAGAUUUUGACAUUGUGACAUUAUUUUCAUAACAGUUAAGCACAUUUCCCCUAAAUUGUCAUUACCGUAAUCUGAAAAAAAAAAUAUUACUGUAAUAUGAAACAAAAUACAGUAAUCUACAUUUUAAAGUGUUUACAUCAUGGUAGUAUUUUCUGCACAAGUUUUAAUUUUCAUUAAAAUUGAGCAUAUUUUCCUCCUAAAUGUGAUUUACGGUAAUGUGAUUUUUUUCAAAUUGUCUUUACUGUAAUACAAAAGCAAAAAGACAUUUACAUUUUAAAAGUUUGUCAUGGUAGUAUUUGUUGUCAAUUUAUUUUGCAUCAUGGCAUUUUCAUAACAAUUAAGCCCCCCCCCCAAAUGUUAUUACCGUUAAUGUAAUACGAAACAAAAAAUUAUCUACAUUUUUAAGUAUUUACUCCAUGGUAGUACUUGUUGUACAAGAAGUGUCGUAUUGUGAGAUUGAUGACCCCCACACACACACACACACACACAAAUACACCCGUAUACAUUACAGAGACAAAUUGCUAAAUUGUCAUGAAAAUAAUGUCAUAAUGCGAACAUUUGCAAUGGCCCUAAAACAAGUUUCUUGACCCAAAACAUUUUUUUUUUUUUAAUUUUGCGGUGAAAUGCAACCUGGACAUGUUUUCGUGAGAUUCACCCACAAAUCUACCCACCGACGGAGUGAAACCUACCCAAAUAUGAUGUUUAUCAUCUUGUCCUUAAUUCCUCACCUCUGCCUUGCUGAAAAGGACCACUUUGAACUUUUUACUCUCUCCAAAACCGAUUCAACCGUUAAGGACAAUGUUUAAGGACUCGAUUUGGGUGGCGUUUCACAUUUACUGUAUCGAUCAACAGGUAUGUCUUUCUCACCCAGCACAGAGAAAGAUAACUCAACCACUAUCCCUCACUUCAUAACAAAAAGAGUUAACUUAUAAUAGUUGGAGUAAUGUUGGACUAUUCCAGAAGAUGUAAAUACAAACUCUCUAUCUCUUUUUACCAUUAUCGUUACAUUUAGUAUGAUUUUGUACAUCGAAAAGUUACAGUCCUGUCUCCAUUGCUGUGGAAAUCGUAUGGAUGCGUGUCGUCUGUGUUUGGAAUCAAUAACAAGUCAGAUCACAGACUCAUUUUAUGUGCAACUGAGCCAUGCAAUACCAGUGUGAAUGACCCCUGACCCCGAAACCACCCCAAGUGUAAUGUACAUAUGCAAUGCCUUCUGUUUGUGACGCGUCACAGCCCGAGAAAAAAGUUGAGUGACAGUAAUUGUGUGUGAAUUGUUGGAUGACAGAAAUUUAAAUGUGAAUUGAAAAAAUGUCCUGAAAUGACACAAAACCACUGGAAAACAUCUAUCAUGUGGAUGUUUCCAUAGAGACGAGUUGCUAUGGUUUCAGUCCCAUCCUGUUUGUUCCUGAUCCAGUGAACAUUUUGGAAACUGCCAGUAUUCUUCAUAGCGAAUGAUAUGAGUGGAUGCGAGUGUUAUUUUCACUCUGUGACAUUUCUGGCUAACAGCAAAUCUUCACUUAGGUUUUCUAAUGUUUUGUUUGUUUCAGCGUAUUUUUGUACCAUAGAUGUAAUUUAGUUGUAUUUAUUUUCAUAUGUUGGGAUGAAGGACGCUGUCGGACACGUUUAUUAAGUGCUCUCUCUCUCCCUCAUAAUUUUUUAUACCUUUCCUUUAGUCGUUUGCCUGUUUUGUUUUCAUACCAAAUCAUUAGGGCAAGUGCCCCAUAGAGGACUUGC